Colias croceus (clouded yellow) is the source of this 1015-nucleotide messenger RNA. Its product is annotated as nuclear receptor-binding factor 2-like. Gene Ontology annotation, biological process: autophagy. Lineage: Eukaryota; Metazoa; Arthropoda; Insecta; Lepidoptera; Pieridae. The transcript is spliced from 2 exons. The record is from RefSeq and is a predicted model, not a curated record. The coding region runs from base 158 to 922 and encodes 254 amino acids.
UGGAACGUAUCGACUCCACAGGUGGUCGAUAUUUCUGUCAAAUUGACAAUGUAAAUAUUUUUGUCUAGUCAAACAGCCAUUGCAGUAUUUACAUCUCUCGCAAAGAGAAAUUAUUUAUUAAAUUCAGACGUAUUAUGAUAAUACACAUAAUCUAAUCAUGUCAUUCUUACAGUGCAUUAAACCAAAAAUAGAUGGAGAUAUGGAAAACCAUCCAUUAAACAUGGCUCAUCAGCAGCAAAGGCGAGCUGAAUCCCACUUGAAACAUAAUAGAUACGAGGAAGCACUGCAAUGCCAUCACAAUGCCGCCGAACUUCUGCUGGACGCUAUGAAAUCUACGUCAUCAACUGUUGCUUUAGAAUCGAUCUCACUCCAGCACAGCUAUCACCUCAAACAGAAGGACUUGAUUGAAAGCAAGAAGGAACAAUAUGUUCGUGUUAAGAAGGCAAUGGAUGCAAUAAAAAAUAUGAGCAAGGAUCCAAAUAUCGACAUCACGGAUGCUGCGAAGAUUCAAGUCGCGAUAUAUAAAAACAUCAACGAAUCAGAGACAUUGCUCAGCAAAUUGUCACUGAACCAAGAGAUGGCUGUUGGUGAAACCAGUGAUCCCAAAGAGGUGAAAGAGGCUAAGAAAAAAGAGAAAUCACAACAAGUUGUCAUUGAAGAAUUGCAGAUUCUCAGUCAGAAUCUGCACGCUCUGGUUGAGCAGCUAGUAUUGCAAGUGGAAGUUUUAAAGGAUGAAAAUGCUACUUUUAAGGAAAGGGUCAAUUAUUUGGAAAAAGAGAGGAUCAGAUAUUUGAACAUAAUAACUGAAGAGGAUCGUCAUCCUUCGCUGACAAUAAAGAACAAAUAUUUCAUUGAUUCUCCGAGUAAGGAACCUGGCGCGUACAUGAAUGUGGAUUUCAAUGCUUCCAAAGGAAACGAAUGAGUCAUUAUAGUUUAUAAUAUAUUGUUGUUGUCUUAAGAAUGAAUGUUGAAUGUUAAAUGUUAUUUAAUUUAAUAAAUGUAUUUGAUGUUGUGA